Molecule: messenger RNA, 1645 nt
Organism: Nothobranchius furzeri (turquoise killifish)
Lineage: Eukaryota; Metazoa; Chordata; Actinopteri; Cyprinodontiformes; Nothobranchiidae
Gene: chrna7a
Product: cholinergic receptor, nicotinic, alpha 7a (neuronal)
Biological process (GO): nervous system process; regulation of membrane potential; synaptic transmission, cholinergic
Cellular component (GO): plasma membrane; postsynaptic membrane; neuron projection
Molecular function (GO): acetylcholine receptor activity; acetylcholine binding; acetylcholine-gated monoatomic cation-selective channel activity
Source: RefSeq, a predicted model, not a curated record
AUCAUCAUCUUCGCUCCCGGUUCAGAUCGCAGCAGGUCCGGUGAUUAUAUCUAACAUCAGCGCUUCAACAUGGACUUUCUGAAUUUUCAGCUUGUGGUUGUGAUCUCCACCUGCGUGAUGAGAGGUUCUCAUCAAGGGCCGAGCCAACGCAGACUGUACAGCAGCCUGAUGAGCGGGUACAACCCACUGGAGAGACCGGUCUUCAACGACUCUCAGAGUCUCACCGUGUACUUCGGACUCAGCCUGAUGCAGAUCAUGGAUGUGGAUGAGAAGAACCAGGUUCUAACAGCCAACAUCUGGCUGCAGCUGUACUGGAAUGAUUAUUACCUCCAGUGGAACACGGUGGAAUAUCCAGGUGUGACCAACGUCCGAUUUCCUGAUCAUCUCAUCUGGAAACCUGACAUUCUGCUGUACAACAGUGCAGAUGAAAGAUUUGAUGCAACUUUUCACACCAACAUCCUGGUGAACUCUUCUGGGUCCUGCUCCUACCUUCCUCCAGGGAUCUUCAAGAGCACCUGCUACAUCGAUGUCCGCUGGUUUCCGUUUGAUGUGCAGAGGUGUGAGUUAAAGUUUGGCUCCUGGACGUAUGGAGGGUGGUCUCUGGAUUUAAAAAUGCUGGAGGCAGACAUCACUGGAUACAUCGCUAAUGGAGAGUGGGAUCUUGUUGAGGUUCCAGGAAGACGGAACGAGCGUUUUUAUGAAUGCUGCGAGGAGCCGUACCCUGAUAUCACCUUCACCGUAGUGAUGCGCAGACGGACCCUCUACUACGGUCUUAACCUGCUCAUCCCCUGUGUCCUGAUCUCUACUCUGGCUCUGCUCGUCUUCCUGCUGCCUGCUGACUCUGGGGAAAAGAUCUCACUGGGUAUUACAGUGUUGCUCUCCCUGACUGUCUUCAUGCUGCUGGUUGCAGAAAUCAUGCCCGCCACAUCAGACUCGGUGCCUUUAAUAGCUGAGUACUUUGCAACAACCAUGGUCAUCGUUGGUCUUUCGGUGAUCGCCACCGUUUUGGUUCUGCAGUAUCACCACCACGACCCUGAUGGAGGCAAGAUGCCCACGUGGACCCGUGUGAUCCUCCUGAACUGGUGUGCCUGGUUUAUGCGGAUGAAGCGCCCCGGUGAGGAGCGAGUGCGGUCAGCCUGUCACAACAAGACUCGGCGCAGCAGCCUGACCAGCAUGGACCUCAACGCCGGCACCACUCACUCGUCCAAUGGACACAUGCUUUACGUCGGUGUCCGUGGUCUGGAGAGCCUCCACUGCUCCACAGCUGCCACAUCUCCUGACUCCGGGGUCCUCUGCGGACGGCUGAUCGGACGAGCAGGCGAGGACGAGAUCCUCCUCCCCCCGAGUCAGAGCUGUAGCAUGGGACACAUGGAACUGGAGCUGGCUAAGAUCCUAGACGAGGUGCGUUACAUUGCCAAACGAUUCCGUGACCAGGAUGAGGACGAGUCAGUGUGCAACGAGUGGAAAUUUGCUGCUUCUGUCAUUGACAGGCUUUGCCUCAUGGCGUUCUCCCUUUUCACCAUCCUCUGCACCAUUGGGAUCCUCAUGUCGGCGCCCAAUUUUGUAGAAGCCAUUUCCAAAGACUUUUUUACCUGAAGGGUUGCUAUAACGAAGUCAUUGUUGCUUCUAGUCAUAGAAAGAGUAC